Fulvia fulva is the source of this 1203-nucleotide messenger RNA. RefSeq lists its product as uncharacterized. Gene Ontology annotation, molecular function: inositol phosphoceramide synthase activity. The record is from RefSeq and is a predicted model, not a curated record. The transcript has a single exon. Gene Ontology annotation, cellular component: inositol phosphoceramide synthase complex. Lineage: Eukaryota; Fungi; Ascomycota; Dothideomycetes; Mycosphaerellales; Mycosphaerellaceae. Gene Ontology annotation, biological process: sphingolipid biosynthetic process; inositol phosphoceramide metabolic process. The coding region runs from base 1 to 1203 and encodes 400 amino acids.
AUGGACCGCGAAGCCAGAGAUCAAGCUUCCGAAUUGGGGCGAGGCCGUUAUCUUCGUUACGAUUCUGUUCGGCGGCAUGUUCUGGACACGGCGCCGGAGUUACAGCUAUUCGGAGGUGACAGAGGCGUAUACCGAACGAUCCUCGAUCGUGCUCCAGGUGAUCCAGUGGUGGAAGAGGAGCUUAUGGAGUACUCAUCGAGCGUCAACGACGAUGACAGAUCAACGAUUCCAAUGCCAGAGAAACAGUCGUACAAGAAGAGGUCUUGCUGUGGGUUAUGCAUCAUUCGCAUGCCGAACACUUCCAGAUUCAAGACCCAUGUGCAUAGUCGGGUGUUCCAGAAGUUCCCCUUCGUCGUCGAGCAGCUUUACUGGGUCCUCAACUAUCUCGUUUACCGCAUGACGACAGUACUGUCGAACAAGAUCUUUGCUGGCCAAGGCAUUUGGACAGCUGCCCGAGCGCACGCGUUGGCGAUUCUCGACCUCGAGCAAUCCAGCUGGCUAAGCUUCAUGUUCCCCGUGCGUGAGCUAGAUAUCCAGCAGUGGUUCAUGCACGGCCAUCAAGAUGCUCUCACUUUCCUGGACCGCUUCUACGCCCUGAUCCACAUCCCAGGCUCGAUGUUCUUCAUAGUAUGGUACUACUAUGCCGCUCCUUCGCACACAACCUUUGCGACAGUACGGCGGACCAUAACUCUCACCAACUUCAUGGCAUUCUGCACCUUUGUUGUCUUUCCGACGAUGCCUCCUCGCCUGCUUCCGAAGGAAUAUGGCUUCCUGGACACGGUCCACAUGGAGGAUGCCGAGAGUCUGUGGCAAGCCGGCAAGUAUGUGAACGCAUUGGCAGCUAUGCCUAGCAUGCACUUUGGCUACUCCUUCAUCAUCGGCUGCACCCUCGUGUACCAUUCUGGUAUUCUCCGGACAAGGUUCGAGAAGUACGAAAGCCGAAAGUCGAUAUUCUGGAAAUCCUUCUACUUGCUGCUGGGGGUGUCGUAUUCUUGCAUAUUGCUGGUGACCAUCAUCGCCACUUCCAACCACUUCUGGCUAGAUGCAUUGAUGGCGUUCUUCUGUUGCUGUAUAGCCUUUGCUUGCAACAAGGUCUUCUUCGUCCUACUACCGAUCGAGGAUGCGUUCCUUUGGAUCAUCAGAGCCGAGAAGCCCAUUCCAAGUACCGGCGAACGAUAUUAUGCUCGUGGUGGGGGAAUAUGA